GCUUCUUCUCUGAACCCCUUCCUUCUCCGUCUCUUCCUCACCGCUCCUUCUCCUCCUCCUCCUCUGCAAACCACCGCGCAUCCCUCGGUGUUCCCGCAUGUCUCUCUUCUAAUCGCCCUGCGAAAGCCGCUCCCGCCUUACCUGGUCUGGCGCGCGCGCGUUAGGUGUGUGCUUGUUCUCUCUGCCAUCGUCCGUCCCCGUCCGUCCUUCUCUAACCCGCCCGCCUUCCUGAUCUCUGCAGCACCUACUCCUCUGCCCGUCCCUCUUAUCAUGUCCACCACCGUCACCUCCAUCACCAUGACGACCCCGGCAUUUGUCUUCCCCCUGCACCACUCGCUCUCGCCGAAAGAGUCGUCGCCUGCCCUUCCGCGCGCGUUCCCUCCCUCCACCACCACCACCACUAACACCAGCACCGGCCACGCCCGGCACACCUCCGUCGCCUCUCUAUCCGCCUCCGCCCCGACUACCGUCUUUCCUCCUCCGACGCAGCGACCGGCUCUGCAACACCCCAACCCCCAGCACCUCGAGCAGAAUCGCCUGUCGCUCCCACCUUCCUCCUCCUCCUCCAUGCAGGCGUCCAAGCCCCGUAGUCCUGCGCGCAAGCACGCCCACCGGCGCUCGGCGGCCAUCUCGCACGACUUCCUCGCCGACCUCCGUCUCGAGCAACAGAAGCAGCAGGUCGACGCCUCAGCCACGCCUCUUCCCCCGUCGCCCACGCCGUCGCGUGCCGAAUCGCCAUGCCGGUCGCCUUCGCUCUCGCUCGGCUCAUCGUCGACUUCGCUCGCGUCGGUCUCGUCGGCGUCGACAACACCCCCCUCGCGGGCGAAAGUCAUGUUUUCGCCCGCCAUCGAGUUUAUUCCCUCGCAUUCUUGCACAACUUCGACAUCCACCACUGCCACCAUCACACCCUCGCAGCAGCAGCCUUCAGCGAACGAGUCACCCGAGUUGCUCGCGGCGAAGCCUUCCGCCGAUGCCGAGAUUACUCGUGUAUCUCCACUCCCGGUUUCGCCUAGCAAACGUGCUUCAGUAGUCUCGACCACGAGCACGGCUUCUGCGCCGGCGGCGACGACGACGUACAAGAAAGGAAAGUCGUGGUCGUUCAUCCGAUUCCGGCGGAAGACAGACGGACUGAGUCUGUCGCCGCCGCCGACGGAGGAAGAAGACGAAGGGGAGGAAGACGAAGACGAGGAGGAUGAAGAUGAGGAUCUACCGGUGCCGCGGCCGGCUACCCCUCCUCAUGUGUCACACGCCCCGCGAGCGACGCAUUACUUUACGCGGUCGGGCACGCCUGAGCCGGUGAUUGACCUCGACGCGGCGCUGGGGCCGGCAGGCACGCCAUCGCUGCUGUCAGGCACCUGGACGACUUCUUCGUUCCACCGAAGGACGGAGUCUGCGCCGGGAAUGAUCAACGGCACAAAGUCGGUUGAUUUCCGAACGUUUUCGCAGUCGAUGAGUCUUGCGCUCGACGGACCUCGACGCAGCAGCAGCAGCAGUAGCGGUAUGAGUGCAGUCGGACGAGGCAUGAAGCGGAAGAUGUCUGCGGUUGCUGAGAUUGCGGAAGAGCGGGACGAGUCUGCGAUUGACUCUGAGGACAAUAACAGCUCGUCUGAUGAAGCUCAGGAGAACAGCAGCAGCACUGCAGAGAGUCAGUCCGUUGAGACGAAGGUCGAGCGUCGAAGUGUUUGGGAAGACUUUGUGAGUUCGUUUAAUGCUGCCAGUCAAAACUACAACAGCAGCAGCGCGAGCUACAACAGCAGCAAGACAUAUGACAGUCAAAGAUUAGGAGCAAAGCUCGAGUCGGUCGAGGGAAAUGAGACGACGGUUGAUACCCGCGACGAUGUACUUAUUGUUGAUGAAUUUGGCGAGGCUAUUGUGCUUGGAGAACCCGGUCCCGAGAUUCGACAUUCGGUGAUUGAUAGCGGCGCGAACUCGCUGCACAACUCAGGAUCUACGUCUACGCUUUCGGAGCAGGAUAUGCUGUCGGUCUCAGCCCCGGCUACAGAGUCGCCGACAAAACGACAGGAGAGUGAGCGAGGCGGAUGGCAUUUUCGGAAGAGGUCGCACGAUCGGCGGAAAAGUCUAGUUGUCGGGUUGAAGAACGCGAUGAUGAAGAGCCAGUCGGUCGGCAAUCUUCUGCACAACAAUAGUACGGUGAACCUGUCAGCCGGAAGCCGCGAAGAGGUGCGCAACAACAGCAGCAACACAGCAGCAGCAGCUACGUCGCCCUCGAAGAGCAACAAACUGCACCGCCGGCGGCCGAGCAAGCAGGACGCGGCGAUGUACUGGCAGCAGCAGCAACAGCAACUACAGCGACAGACCAAGUCGAUUGGCGGCAGCCAGCAAGGAUGGCGAAGCCAUGGAGAUCUGCCGGUUGCAAACACGGAGCCGAUCGUGGGGACACGGCGGCACGCGAAGCACGCGUCGGUUACGACUACGACGAGCAGCACGCUGCGGGCGGGGACGAUGAAGAAUUUGAGUAAUGGAAAGUCGAAGAACGUCGCCGGGCGGAUGUGGGACUGGGUUCGGGGGAUAAUUGCAGUAUGAAAGGUUUAUUAGUUUUGGAAGAGUUGUAAGAAAGGAGAAAGUGUUUAUUGUGACCGUGACCAUUGAUUGCAGCAUGGUGUUUAUUUCUAUUCAUUUUCUAUUUUUGGUUCUCAAACAGGUGUACUAUGUAUGGGUUUAUUAAUUACUUUGUUCACAAAGUGUACGAUUUGUCUUGAUUAUUUUGCUGUUUUAUAUUUCGGUGAAUCUAAAGCUA
This is a messenger RNA of Myxozyma melibiosi, 2758 nucleotides long. RefSeq lists its product as uncharacterized. NCBI's taxonomy places the organism in Eukaryota, Fungi, Ascomycota, Lipomycetes, Lipomycetales, Lipomycetaceae. The transcript has a single exon. The record is from RefSeq and is a predicted model, not a curated record. Bases 271 to 2544 code for a protein of 757 amino acids.